Messenger RNA from Euleptes europaea (tarantolino), 1497 nucleotides. Its product is annotated as hyaluronidase-4-like. The annotation marks the transcript as partial. Gene Ontology annotation, biological process: carbohydrate metabolic process; hyaluronan catabolic process. The record is from RefSeq and is a predicted model, not a curated record. The transcript is spliced from 3 exons. Gene Ontology annotation, molecular function: hyalurononglucosaminidase activity. Lineage: Eukaryota; Metazoa; Chordata; Lepidosauria; Squamata; Sphaerodactylidae.
UGCAGCAUUGUCCACAAUACAGAACCCUCCUGCUCAACAAGGCCGUCUGAGCAGACUUCAUCACGCUUCAGGCUACACAAGUCUUUCUGCUGCCACACUUUCCUGCUGCUGCUUUGGCUGUGCCCUGACCUGCCUGCUGCCAGUCAUCACUUGAAACCAUCCCUGCCCCCCAUUGUGAAAGGCAGCCCUUUUCUAGUGACCUGGAAUGCACCAACAGCUCGAUGUUCAGCCUCCUUUGGUGUGCCACUCCACUUGGACUCCUAUAACAUCCUGGUGAAUUCUCAGGAAGCCUUUGCAGGCGGGAACAUCACCAUCUUCUACUACGACCAGCUGGGCUUGUAUCCCUACUACUUGGAAUCAACUGAACCGCCCACUGCUGUCAAUGGCGGCUGCCCUCAGAAUGCCAGCCUGACAGAACACCUGGACAAGAUGAGAGGGGACGUUGCUGCGGCCAUUCCUUCGGAGUCCUUUUCAGGCCUUUCGGUGAUCGACUGGGAAAUCUGGAGGCCCCUGUGGAUACGAAACUGGGACAAGAAAGCUAUCUACCGGAACAUGUCUCUCCAGCUUGUAAGGCAGAGGAACCCCGGCCUGACUGAGGACCAGAUUGUAAGGAAGGCCAGGUGGGAAUUUGAGACAGCCGCAAAAAAAUUCAUGUCUGAGACUCUCCAGUUGGCUCGGUCUCUGCGCCCCGGUGGUUGGUGGGGCUACUACCUCUUUCCAGAGUGCUAUAACUACCACUACCUGAAUAACUUUGAGAGCUUCACGGGGCACUGCCCUCCACUGGAGCUGCAGCGUAACAAUGAGCUGAAGUGGCUUUGGGAGCGGAGCAAAGCUCUUUUCCCUUCAAUCUACGUGGAGGAAGUGCUAAGAAGCUCCAUGCAAGGGAAGAAGUUUGUCUGGGCCAAAGUGGGGGAAGCCCUGAGAGUGGCUGAGCUGCCUUCCUUCCAGCAUUCCCUCCCUGUCUUUGUAUAUGCCAGGCCAUUCUACACCUACACACUGAAGGAGCUGACGCAGACGGAUUUGGUGUACACAAUUGGGCAGGCUGCAGCCAUGGGGACUCAUGGCCUUGUGCUUUGGGGAGAAGCCGAGUAUUCUCGCAACCGGGCCAAUUGCUUGAAGAUCAAAGACUACCUGAUGAGCACCUUAGGCCCAUACAUAGUCAACGUGACCACGGCAACCAAACUUUGCAGCCAGUUUAUCUGCAGUAGCCAUGGCCGCUGCAUUCGCAGAAGGAUGGACUCUGAUACCUACCUGCACCUCAAUCCCCAUUCCUUCCAAAUCCGAGCAAACACAGUUGGCAACGGGAUCCAGCUGUCAGUGACGGGAGCCUUAAGCCAUCAGCAGAAGGACAAGAUGAGGCAGGAAUUCACCUGCCACUGCUACCAAGGCUGGAAGGGUGAAAGCUGCCAUGCUCGGGGGAAGGGCAUGAGACUGCAGACACGGGACUGGCACAUCGCUGGGGUUGUUCUGUGGGCACUAUUGGUAUGGUGUUUGUGA